Bombina bombina (fire-bellied toad) is the source of this 4706-nucleotide messenger RNA. It is a transcript of the gene SDC1, whose product is annotated as syndecan 1. The transcript has 5 exons. Bases 242 to 1873 code for a protein of 543 amino acids. The record is from RefSeq and is a predicted model, not a curated record. Gene Ontology annotation, biological process: cell migration. Gene Ontology annotation, cellular component: cell surface; membrane. Lineage: Eukaryota; Metazoa; Chordata; Amphibia; Anura; Bombinatoridae.
GCUGAAACAUCCGAGCAGCAAGUUUAGGGAAAGAUCAUUCGUGUUACACGCUGGGAAGAAGUCUGUGUGCUGGGACCUAGGAGGGAGGUUACCUUGCGCUGCUGAAGGACGCACGCUGAGAGGGCUCUUAUACAGGUGGGAAGUUGCCCUGUUCACAAGGCUCAAACCUCAAGGAAACUUGUCACAUCGGACUUACUGAGUGGGAGCCCUGUAGGAUACGCACUAAGGAGCUAGAGGUGCUAUGCUGAGGAUGAAGAAGCUGCUGACUGCACUCUGCCUGCUGGGGAUCUGCUUCUCACUGGGAUUUUCUGAUGAACUGAAGACCAUUAAACCUGAAGACGAAGAAGCUUCUGGAGAUGAUGAGGAUUUCUUUUCUGGCUCAGGAUUUGAUGCUGCGUUGCCAGAGGAAACCAACCUUCAUUCGGGUUAUGACAAAGAUAUUCAUUUAACAACUGUAACAACCCUGGAACCCAUAGAUGAACGACAAACUACAGAAUCCCAUCUGGAUGCAGAGAUUGAAAAAGUCAUAAUCAAGCAAGACGCAGUGCAAACUGGGACCACCAUGCCAUCAGAAGAUCCUGUGAAAAGUGUGGAAGAUUCUGAUUCUGUUGUUGAAAGACCUGCUAUCAUUCCAACAUCUGUAGAAGGAACCACACACAGACCUACAACCCACCAAGCAUCUACAGCUUCAUUCACCACAUCUAAAAGUAUUGGGCAAGAUGUUGAUUCUGGAAAACACCAUCACCACCCCCACCACCAUCACCACCACAAUAAAACCACCAUUAGUCCAUUGCUUUCAAUUGCUGAUACUGAAGGUACAUCCCCAAGUCCAGCUCAUGCUGGUGAGUCUCAUGUGCAUCAUGUUCACCAUGUAGAAACAGCCACAGGUCCAUCUGACCAUGCUGAACCUAAUGUCCAUCAUGAGUUUACAACUCCUGUCAAAGCAGAUGAUUUAGUCAACCAACAUAUAGCUGGUAAUGAAACAACCUUAAAUCCAUCUGAUGCUGAGGAAUUUCAUAUUGCUAUUGGUAGUGUGGAACCUUCUACCAAAUCGCCAUCUGAAGAUAUAGACACUAAUGUACAUAACGGUCACCAUGAACAGACCACUACAAAGUCAUCUGAGGUUGAAGAUCCCCAGUUACACCAUGAAGUGUUAGCCACAAGUCCAUCCAGUGUAGAUGGUUACGUUCAACCCAUUGAAACAACUACAGACGCUGAAUCAGAAAAAGGUCAUGAUCACUUUAAUCAUUUCUCCACAAUACCUAUUGAUUUGGACAAACAUCACGACCACUACCCUCCCCAUCAUACUGUGGCUACUACUCCAUCCAGUACAUCGCAGUCUGUUGAUUCUGAAAUAAAGGACCAACUUCACACUACAACAAGUGAGAAUAUUGUUCCUGCAAAUGAUAGUGUUGUGCCAGUGUUAAUUGAAGAUGAUCGCAUUCCUGAGAUGGUUGAUCCUGUUUAUGGAGUUACAAGUUCUCCUGACAGGGAUCGCUCUGCAGUUACAAUACCAGAGGAAAAUGAUGAUUCUAAGGAAGAGGAAGGAUCUGCUGUUGACCCGAAUAGUGAUAUUUAUAUUGAAGAACCAGCAAUAGUAAACGAUAAAGCUCCUAUUAAUAGAAUGAAUGCCAAUGUUGACUCUGAAAAGGAAGGAAGUCUUGAUGCAUCUCAUGGGAUAAUGGAAAGAAAAGAAGUUUUAGGAGGGAUCAUUGCAGGUGGCAUAGCUGGCUUGAUAUUUGCAUUGGCCCUGGUCGGUUUUAUGCUUUAUAGAAUGAAGAAGAAGGAUGAGGGAAGUUACUCCUUGGAGGAACCUAAACAGUCAAAUGGCGGCUACCAAAAGCCACGCGAACAGCGGGAGUUCUACGCAUAAAGCAUUUUGCGUCUUAGAUUAGAUAGAGUUGCUAUUUCAGUCUUUUACUUUCAUUUGUUUGCCACAGUCUCGGAUCUGUGGGUUCAUUUGUUAUAAGAACUUAUGCUGGCAUGAUUCACUUGUCACCACCCCUGAAGAACCAACUAACCGUAAAGCCAUUUGAAAACCUAUCCUGUUUUUUUCACAUUGUUUAAAGACUUAUUGGACUAUGGUCUGCAGGAUAUUGUUGGCUUAUUUUUUUGAAAAGAAAGUAAAAGUACAUUUGUCAUUUAAAAAAGAAAAAUAAUGGCACGCAUCAGAUUGUCUUGUUUUACUGGAGGCGUACCACCAUUGCAUCAUUCCUAACCUUUCCAGCCGUGUGUAUAUAUUAGGUAGAUUUUUUUUUUUUUUUAAAGUGAUGGUACGUUUAUAGCCUAAUUGUCUAGUUAUAGCACUUAUGCUUUAAAGUGUUACUUGUGCACAACAGGACCAUUGAACAAAGCAAUACAUUUCCAAACUACAACCCUCUAAUAACAUAUAUAUUUCUGCCAAAUGCUGUUUGUCGGGCUUAGCAACACAAGGGGAGUACACGUUUUUAUUUUAUGGUUUUAUGUCUCAAUGUCUUGUUUUAAACUGCCACACUUAUUUAUUCAUUUAUUUUUUAUUUUUUGAACUUGAGUGUAUAUACACAAUUUUUUUUUAUGUUUAUCCAGUGACAUCAUUGGUUAAAUGUGCACCUUUUAAUGGUUUAUUGCAAAAAUCAGAGUUCUGUAUCUUCCCAUUGCACUAUUGUUUAGAACUUAAUGCUUUAUACUGUUUUCAUUCUUUCUCCCAUUGUGGCAUUUAUGGCAGUCGUGAGGGGGCAGUUUCACAGUAUUGCUGGUCCAGCAAAGCUUUAAAAAGCAGAAUAUGUGAACGUACGUUUACAUUUUACUUCUGCAGUUUCCAUAGGAAUUAAUAGUAAUCGAAAUGUCGCUGACCAAAGGGCAAAGCUUUUCCUUGUAAACCUAUUAGUUGAUGCGUGUAUUGUGAUGAUGUGCAAUACAAAUCUAGAACAGAUUUAACUUUAUUUUUUUAUUAACGGAACUUGCCUUCAAAACUAAUAUUUUUGUAGUGGCUACUAAUGGUAAGUCAUUUUUCUGCAAAUUUCACAGUUAAGAUAUGUGAUAGAUGUAUAGCCUGAUAUGCGAUCUAUAGUGAAACGGCAUCAGUUGGGCUGUACACAAAUACUGUAGACAAAGGAAUUGGUGUACAUACAUUGUGCAGAGUCGAACUAUUUUUAUUUGUUUGUUAUAAUUCUUUGUAUGUGGAAAAAACCCAAUACCAUUCAUUUUGUGCUUGUGUGCCAUAACAUUCCUGCAUCCCUCAUAUGCUGAGUUCUAAUAUAUGUGCUCCUGUCUACCUGCAAGCAUUUUAGAUCUUCAAGGGAUAUGAAACCUAAAAAUGUACUUUUGUGAUUCAGGCAGAGCAUCCAAUUUUAAGAGUUUCCCAUUUACUUCUAUUAUCAAAUUUGCUUUGUUCCCAUGGUAUUUGUUGAAGAGAUGCCUAGGUAGGUGUCUGGAGCACUGAAUUGCUGCCAUAUAAUGAUCCAUACGUGUGCAUGCUCCUAAGCUAUACAUCCCUUCUUUUCAACAAAAGAUACCAAGAGAAUGUAGAAAAUUUGAUUAUGUAAGUGAAUAAGAAAGUUGUUUAAAAUUGUAAGCUCUUAAUGAAUCGUGGAGGAAAAUUUUGGUUUUCUUGUCUCUUUUAAGGUAACACAGGUUUAAGGUUAAUAGUUUUAGAGCUGCACAACUAACUUUGGAUACUAUUUUCUUUGUUAGGAACAAGCCUUUAGUUCAAGAUUAUUUUAUAUUGACAUCUGCCCCUAAAAAUACAUAUUGCUCAUAUCUGUAGAAUCCAUAUACUUGCUCAGUUUCUCUCUAAAUGUAGAUAAAAUUACUUUCCAAUGUUGGUUCCAAACUUGUUGCAUAAACUAGAUUAACCAAUCAAAUUUGAGAGAGAUCUGAAUUUGGAUACUUUACACCAUUGCAAUCAUAUACAGCAGUAAGCAGCCUCAAAUGCCACCUUGAAAAGGGCUACAAACUCAGGGAUAAAGAGUUGACAAGCUAAUAGGGAAUAAAGUGUAGAAUUUUCUUGUAUAAAUUUUAAAACAAAAAGUGGUCAACUUUCUUUAAACAUAAAAGCAGAUGUUUGCCUAUUUUACAUUUGUACAACGUUUCUAUUCUUCAAGGGACACUAAAUACAUUUUAUGCACCUCCCUUUAAUAAUGGGUUAUGGAACCUGGUUACACUGCAGGUAUCUGAAGGACAUUAGCUGCACAUAUGCAAACAGGUCAGCACUGAAAGGUGAUUUCAACAUGUCGGCACCCAUAACUAGAGGGAGACGGAGAAUAACCUAAAUACUAUUUAGUGUUUGUCCCUUUUAUAAAUUAUAGUUUAUACAGAUAUAUCGCUUCUGCUAUCUAAAUGGCACUGGGCAGACAGCCUUUAUUACCGUUUGAUGCUGACAUUUUGUUGCAAAUAUUUCUGUAGCAAGUUAGUGAUUAGUUUUUCUUUUUUUUUUCCAAAUCUGAAUGUUUUAAAAAAACAAUUUUUUAAUGUGCCUCUUAACUGGUAAUUUGCCAGUUUUCCUUAUUUAGUUACUGCCAUUUUGCCUUUAAAUAUCCUGUUACUGCUACUUUUUGUAUAGUCUAGAUUUUCUAGAAAUGUAAAAUCGUUCACCCAUUUUUUCAUUUGAUAGAGAAAAUUUAAGUUGUAGCACGUAUUCAUAAACCGUAAACUCACAUACAACUGAUUGCAUUAAUUACUUUUGUAAUGCAUUGUGAGGGUAAUAAAUUGAUCUUAAAAACAAAAAA